Messenger RNA from Rotaria sp. Silwood1, 684 nucleotides. NCBI's taxonomy places the organism in Eukaryota, Metazoa, Rotifera, Eurotatoria, Philodinida, Philodinidae. The record is from the annotation of a GenBank genome assembly.
AUGAAUACAUCUGAUAUUUCAUCAAUCAUUAUUCGUAGUUAUCAGUCAUCGGAUUUAUCUGCAUGCAAAGCUACGAUAUUAGAUGGACAUAAGGGGUAUGGUAAUGACAUAAGAUAUUUCAAUCAGGCCUUUGAAACGGAUAUGGCAGAUAUUGAAAGCAAUUAUCUUCAAGUACCGAAUGCUCACUGGUGGGUUGCUGUAUCGACGGAUGACAAUCGUAUUGUAGGUCAAGUAGCUGUCCAGCCGCUGCGUCUUGGAGAUCGGAUUUACUAUGAGCAAGCACCAUCAAAAGAAAGAGAUGAAAUUUGUGAGUUGCGGCGAAUGAGUGUGGCUCCCGAUUCUCAAAGACAUGGCAUCGGUUCUCGUUUAUUAACAAUUUUAUUGGACUUUGCUCGAGAGCACGGUUAUCGGAAAGUACAUCUAACUACAUUAACCAGCAUGAACAAAGCUUGUGCAUUCUAUGAAAAACAUGGCUUUGUGAAAGGUGACAUCGUUCGCAUUUCAUUUGAUGAGACAACCGUUGAAAAAGUUAUGCAAUGCAAAGAACAUCUCUUAAAAAUCUUUUCAAACGCAGUUAUUUUCAAACAUGGAGAUGCCAUACCUGAAGAAGACCAACAACGUAUGAAAUUACCACUAAGCAUAUCAAAAUAUGCCUAUGUGCAACAUUACUUUCUUGCAUUGUAA